Colletotrichum truncatum is the source of this 2628-nucleotide messenger RNA. RefSeq names its product C2H2 zinc finger protein. Gene Ontology annotation, cellular component: cytoplasm. Lineage: Eukaryota; Fungi; Ascomycota; Sordariomycetes; Glomerellales; Glomerellaceae. The record is from RefSeq and is a predicted model, not a curated record.
AUGGGAAAUUCAAACACCAAAGAGUCCCGACCGUCCGAUCCGGGGACUGACUAUCGUCAAACCCAGUCAGCCUAUCUCAAUACCUCCGGUCCCCGCGAUGCACACAGCGACCGCCCCAGCUCGAGGAGGCAAAGCCGCUUCAGUAGGGCAGAUCUCAAUCUGCUCGGCCUCGGAGCUGCCGGAUCUUCAAGCACUAGCGCCAGAGAGGAUGCUCCAUACGAGCGAAGGGAGACAAGACAAGAGCGCGAGGCUCGCCGCUUGGAAAGGGAGCGCGUUGCCAGAGAAAAGGAACGGGAGCGGAGUAUGAAUGAAGAACAUGUUGACGGCGGCUACCUCGUAACUCUUGGAACCUACACUGGUACCGAGGAUUUUAGCAAGCCCAUGGUCCGUCAGUUGCAGAUUGAGCGCCGUCUUGCACCCUUCUGGCGGGGCCUUAACGACUACUCCGACAACUGGACCGAGUAUCAGCUAAUCUGCGCCGGGCGAGGUCUCCCCAUCCCCGCGGCUGACGAACAGCCUCCCCCCGAGUUCAUUCCUUCGGCGAACAGUCCCGUUUCACCCGCCGAGUCUUCGCAGAAUCUUACCAAUUUAACCGUCCCUAUCGGCCCUCGAUCUCUGUCCGUAGGUUCCGACCGCAGCGGUUCAGGGCCUGGCUCCGGUAUUUCUUCACCCAACGCUGCUCAGCAGCAACGAAGCAGUUCUCCCUUCAAGCCACGAGCCAAGGCCCUCGCAGCAGCUCUGAGCGGAGGCGCUCGGAACAACUCGCCAGGCGAGGCUGCUCCUCGCGAAAUAAAGCUCCCUAACGAUCCUUUCGUCAAUGGACAGCCUCUAGAGGUCUUCCUCUACAAGGAUGCCACCGAGUGCCCCAUUUGCUUCCUGACUUACCCACCCUAUCUCAACCGCACUCGUUGUUGCGACCAGCCCAUCUGCAGUGAAUGCUUCGUCCAGAUCAAGCGUGCGGACCCCCAUUACCCCGAGCACCACGGAGAACCCAACGAGCAGCCGAACCCGGAGGAAUCUCCAGAGAUGUUGAUUUCCGAACCUGCGACGUGCCCUUACUGCCAGCAGACCGAAUUCGGCGUUACCUAUGAUCCUCCUCCUUUCCGCCGUGGUCUGUCUUACGCCAUCACGAGCUCAUAUCCGUCGCAGGGAACUGCCAUGUCGUCGCAAAGCUCCUUGAACUCCACACUCUCUCCCACCUCGCCGACCCCUGGUAGGCGUAGAGCCCAGAGCUUGUCCGCCAACGCCCCGAACGUCAUCACCACCGAUCGCGUACGCCCUGAUUGGUCAACGAAAUUGGCGGCACAACGAGCGCACCAAGCUCGCCGGGCCGCCGCAGCAACUGCCCUGCAUACUGCUGCUUUCCUUAUGGGCAACAACGAGCAGCAACGCGGCUUUGCCUUUACAAGACCUGGACGCUUCAGCCGACGCAACACUGGCACCCACACUCCUUCCGGGCCCCCUGCCGUACAGGUGGAAGAGAGCCCCAACCGCAACCCUGAAACUGAAGCCAGCCCAACCGGGCCCGAGCCAGGACCGCGAGGGUCCUCUGGCCGUGGGCCACUUAAUAACAGACGAAGCAGAAUGGAAGAGUUGGAGGACAUGAUGUUUAUGGAGGCCGUUCGCCUUUCCCUUGCUGCCGAGGAGGAGCGGAAACGCAAACAGGAGAAGGCGGAGCGGAAGGAGGCUAAGAAGAGGGAGAAGGAGGAACGGAAGGCCCUUAAGAAGCAGGAUCGGCAGAGUGUCUAUGGCCCUGGACAGAGCUCUGCUAGCGGAAGUAGCCUGUCGCUCGGCCUUGGACGACGUCGGGGAAAUAGCACAACCAGCAACCUCCGAGUCGAAGCGACAGUGCAGGGAGCUCAGUCAACUCCCGCGAGCGCCAGCGCCGAGGCGUCUCCUGUCGCGGCAUCAAGCACACCGGGCCCCACUUCUGCUCCCAGUUCGGCUUCCAACGUCAAGGGCAAGGCCGUCGAGCGCCCGGCCGUUGAGACGCAGUCAUCCGAGAGCAGUUUUCAAAGCACCUCUUCUACCCCUUCGCUGCCUAUUCCGGCACCCAGCCGCGGCCCUUCCCAUCUUAGGCAGAUGAGCAACGCGUCGUCGAUUUCAUCGUCUCUUGCUGAUAGCCACAACGGAAGUUACACCAACCAGGCGUAUCUUGACCCCCGGGCAAGUGAACUGAGUGUUGGCGGCCGAAGUGAGGAGGGUGACCGUGACAACACGGAGCCGAUGUUUAACUUUAGAAGUUUGGCAGAGAUGGUAGGAGUUGAUAUCGAGAACGGCGAGGCAAACCAGACCGAGGGCGGUGAAGAAUCUGGCAAUGGACAACAAGGCGCGGCGUCGAAGAAAAAGGCCGAGGUUGAAGACGAACCCGAGGCUGAGCAGAUUGAAGAUGCUCAGGUCGAGCAACCAGUUCAGACAAAUGUGGGCACAUUGAAGCCACCGCCCACAAUCCCCGAGGAGCCUACGGACGCAGUUAGCAAGGAGAACGCUUCUCCUGCAAGCGAGGCAGCAACUCCCGAGGUUACAAUCACCCCGGUCACUCCAGCUCCUGCGGCAGACGAGGACAGUGAGACGAAGAGACUGGGCCACGAUAACGUGGUAGAGAGGUCAUCCGAGAUUACGCAAUGA